Messenger RNA from Colletotrichum fioriniae, 1575 nucleotides. It is a transcript of the gene DHH1, whose product is annotated as DExD/H-box ATP-dependent RNA helicase dhh1. The record is from RefSeq and is a predicted model, not a curated record. Gene Ontology annotation, molecular function: mRNA binding; ATP binding; RNA helicase activity. Gene Ontology annotation, biological process: negative regulation of translation; cytoplasmic stress granule assembly; P-body assembly. Gene Ontology annotation, cellular component: P-body; cytoplasmic stress granule. NCBI's taxonomy places the organism in Eukaryota, Fungi, Ascomycota, Sordariomycetes, Glomerellales, Glomerellaceae.
AUGGCGGAAGCACUCGCAGACAAGCUCAAGGCGACAAACUUGAGCGAUGGUGCCGCAUCAGAUGACUGGAAGAAGAGCUUGAACCUGCCUGCUAGGGACAACAGACAGCAGACUGAGGAUGUCACAAACACGAAGGGUCUGGAGUUCGAAAACUUCCAAUUGAAGAGAGACUUGUUGAUGGGCAUCUUCGAGGCUGGUUUCGAGAAGCCGUCGCCCAUCCAAGAAGAAGCCAUCCCCGUCGCCCUAACCGGUCGUGAUAUCCUCGCCCGUGCCAAGAACGGUACUGGAAAGACUGCCGCCUUCGUCAUCCCCGCCCUCGAAAAGAUCAACCCCAAGGUCUCCAAGAUCCAAGCUCUCAUCCUCGUCCCCACUCGCGAACUCGCCAUGCAAACAUCACAAGUCUGCAAGACUCUCGGCAAGCACCUCGGAAUCAACGUCAUGGUCACUACCGGAGGUACUGGUCUCCGAGACGAUAUCAUUCGCCUCCAGGACCCCGUUCAUAUUGUGGUCGGUACCCCCGGCAGAAUCCUCGAUCUCGCGGGCAAGAACGUCGCCGAUCUCAGCGAGUGCCCCAUGUUCAUCAUGGACGAGGCCGACAAGCUUCUCUCCAUCGAAUUCACCCCUGUCAUCGAGCAGCUUCUCCAGUUCCACCCCAAGGACCGCCAGGUCAUGCUCUUCUCCGCCACCUUCCCCCUCUCUGUCAAGGACUUUUCCGACAAGAACAUGGUCAGCCCGUACGAGAUUAACCUCAUGGACGAGCUCACCCUGCGCGGUAUUACCCAGUACUACGCCUUUGUCGAGGAGAAGCAGAAGGUCCACUGCCUCAAUACCCUCUUCUCCAAGCUUCAAAUCAACCAGUCCAUCAUCUUCUGCAACUCGACCAACCGUGUCGAGCUGCUGGCCAAGAAGAUUACCGAGCUGGGCUACUCAUGCUUCUACAGUCACGCCAAGAUGGCUCAACAAGCAAGAAACCGCGUCUUCCACGACUUUCGCAACGGCGUGUGCCGUAACCUCGUCUGCUCCGAUCUUCUCACCCGUGGUAUCGAUAUUCAGGCGGUGAAUGUUGUCAUCAACUUCGAUUUCCCCAAAAACGCCGAGACCUACCUGCAUCGCAUUGGUCGCUCUGGUCGUUAUGGCCACUUGGGUCUGGCUAUCAACCUCAUCAACUGGGAUGACAGAUUCAACCUCUACAACAUUGAGAAGGACCUUGGAACAGAGAUUCAGCCCAUCCCUGCUAGCAUCGACAAGUCUCUCUACGUCUACGAGAACCCCGAGUCCAUCCCGAGACCCAUUUCCAACUUCCGCACCGGCCAGCCUAGCCAGGGCCAGCCGCAGCAGCAGCAGCAGCAGCCCGGCCAGAUCCAGGGCCAGCAAUUGCCCCUCCAGGGUGGCCCCGCACCGGGCAACUGGCAGACUCAGCAACCCCAGCAAGGCCAACAGAACGGAUACCAGGGCGGCGGCAGAGGCCGUGGCCGUGGCCGUGGUGGCUACCGUGGUCAGAACCGUGGCGGCUAUGGCGGCCGGGGACGUGGUCAAGGCCAGGGUCACCCCCAACCCCAAGGACAAACGUCUUAG